CAGACGAGGAAGUCUUGGUGCGGAUGUGUUCUUAUCAUCCUUCACAAAACUACACGCACCGCCGCCUUUAUUCUUGUCCAGUCGAACGCAAAGCCUUUAAAACGGAAAAGACUCUGGAGAUGGCCGAGGAGCAUGCUCACUGCAUGUCCUGCGUCAACCAAAGAUGCAUGUUCAGACCUCAGCCGGGCGUUUCCUGCGAUCUCACUGGCUGCCCGCUGGUGUGCGGCGCCGUGUUUCACUCAUGCAAAGCUGAGGAGCACUACCUCCUGUGCCCGCUGCUGAGGGUACCCUGCCUAAACAGCGCCUACGGCUGCCCCGCCACCAUGGCACGUAACCAGAUGUCGGCGCACCUGGAGGUGUGUCCAGCCGGGGUGGUGUGCUGCACCAUGGAGUGGAACCGCUGGCCAGUCAGCUGCACGGACUACUCCUCGUACGAGCGCUUGAGUCGCGGUGUGGAGGAGGAGGAGCAGCUGGACAUGGCGCUCGCACUCCAGGACCAGCGCACUCUGUUGGAGUCGCUCAGGUUGAUCGCCAUCGCGCCCACCGUCCAGAGGGGUUCGCUCGGCCCUGCGACUAAGAUUGCCAGGUUGAUGGAGCCGGGAUCGUCCGCCUCGACGGAGUUGCGAGCGGCAACGGCGAGAGAGCGGAUCGCCAACGGUAUAAACGGACUGAACGAGCAGCAUUACAGCAAACUGUAUGAGGCCACUCUGGAGACAGCGAGGAGCUUAGCCACUGCUUUGGAGCUGGUUAGCGGUGCCAACUCAUCCGAUAGCCGGGCGGAAGGCUUGCGAGCAGAGGCCGCUCUGCAGGCCGGCGGACUGGACAGACCGGUGCAGCGUCUAAACGGACAAAUUGCAGACGAGGCUACGGAAGAAGAAACUAGUUUGUUAACAAAUGGCUGCCUGGAGAUAGUUACACAAAAGGACACGGUUGCGUCUCAGGAUGUGGUGAUGUCUACUUUGGAAGACAGCAAGGAGACGGCGCAGAGGAACUUAGGCGCCGCGUUGGAGGCGGUUAGCAGUGCGAACUCAUCCGGUAGCCGGGCUGAAGGCGUGAGAGCAGAAGCCACUCUGCAGGGGAGCAGACUGGACGGAGCGAUGCAGCUUCAAAACGGACGAACUGCACACGAGGCUGUGGAAGAAGAAACUAGUUUGUUAACAAAUAACUGCUUGGAGACUGUUGCACAAAAGGACUUGGUUGCGUCUCAGGAUGUGGUGUGUGUCCCUUUGAGGGCUCAUGUGGUGUUGCAAGAAACGGGGCUGGUCUUAGAAAACCACAAGCCACAAGAGUGGAUGCUCCCUAGGAGCCAGACUCCUGUCAGUCAGUGUCAAUGGGAAACCAAGACAGACGAUAAAGCGGUGGACACCUCGGAUCUGGAGCAGGAUGAUGACCCCGUGCGACUCGGAGAAAUGGAUCCCAUCACAGCCGCCCUGAUCUUCUGCUUAGAGGAGUCCAGAGACUGCAGAAGGAUCUCAGAUCCGCUCCGCGUGGACGGCGACCACGUCCACUUGGGCACGCAGACGUUUCCGUUCCCGGCGGCCAUCCUGGUCACGAACACAAGGGUCGGGGACGUGGCCUCCGCGUCCGCCUGCGACCACGCCGCGCUGCAGAACUCCAGCUCCCUCCGCCUCGGCUACGUUCAGGAACACUUGGAGUUUGCGGGGGUUCCGCAUCACUACUGCCUCCCCAACAACGCCCGCUACCAGCACACAUUUCCGUUUGUGUGCGCGCAGUCCUUUCGCCGAGACGAGUUUUCCUCGCAUUUCACCAACGUCCAUGGUGACAUUCACGCUGGGCUCAACGGCUGGAUGGAGUACCGCUGCCCGCUCGCUUUUUACGGCUGCACUUUCUCCCAGCGGCGGUUUUACCCCACCGCCCCGGGGGCCAAGGUGGUCCACGACUCACACCUGAGGGCCUUUGGGGUGCAGCCUCAUCCCGGAGCCAAACUCUCCUGUGAUUCACAGUCGGACCAGUUCAGCGGGCUGCCCAACGAGAUACUGUGGCACAUAGCUGGCUUCCUAGACAGCUUCAGCCUGUGCCAGCUGUCUUUGGUGUCACGGACCUUGAGGGAGGUAUGCGCCAGUCUUCUCCAGACCAGAGGAAUCGUGGAGCUGAGGUGGGAGAAGAGGCAAUGCUCUGGUGAUCACAAGACGGCAUCAUGGCAGGUUAAACACAAAGUGUGGCGGUUCAGCACUGCCUUCAGCCCGGUGCUGACGUGGGGCUUCACGGACAUCCCCAGCAUGUCGAACCACCUUAAGAAGUGCCAGUACAACACAAUGGAGCACCGGACCGAGCCAGUGCCCCUCCCCGCCAUGUGCCCGGCGCAGAACGGAUGCUGCCUGCGCCGUGCCCUGCGCCACGUCAACACUUGACCACGCUCCCAACAUAUCAACUCUCACAAGGAUUUUUGUUUGUAUGGGAUUGUAGAAAAAUGUAAGCCCUGUACCUGAAACGCACUCCAAAAGGAAUGGGAACACACUAAAUGGUUGAAAAAUAAUUCAUGUAGUGUAUAAUUCCCACAGGAACUGUCAAUUAAAAAAAAAACUGAAAUAAAAAUACACUACUCACAAAAAGUUGAGAUAUUUGGCUUUCAGGAGAAAUUAACGUAAAUGUUUUCACAUGAUUUAGGUCCCUUCUGAAAUUUUAUAUGAAAGUCCAAUAUCCCCAAUUUAUCUAUUUAAGUACACUUAAUUGCUUUAAAUAACACCUCACUGCCAAUGUGACUCACUUAUUUGAUGAACGAAAUGUGAAACAUCACGGAAUUGUUUUACUGCAAAAUAAAAUAUGCACAAUAAUAGAUUUCUAUGUGAUGUACGAAGAAAGUGUAUUGCACAAAUGAUGACAGAACAGUCUGUUUGUCUGUUUAGCCUUGCUUGAAUGUUAACCCAAUAUAUAUAUAACCCAAUAUAUAACCACGGUUAGUUUUACUGCAUUUGUUUCACGUUUAUGGUCUGUCAAAAAGAAAUAUAGGCUACCUCGUGGCUUAUUUGUGAACCAUCGUGUUUGUUCCCUUAUGAAUCUGUUUUGAAUCAAAUCAUCAUUAUUAUGAAAAACUAUUAGCUGUACGGGCAGUGUUUCGAGUCACAUUUAACCUGCCAUACAUGUAAAAAUAAGUUAACCACUUAAUAAUUUAUACUCCCUAUUCAGAUCUUUAAUGAUGCACGAUGGAUGAUUCAAAGGGUAAGCGGUAUGGAAAAUGGAUGGAUGGAAGAUCCUGUUACUUCCACAUGGAAAAUGAAAUGUGCAUGUAUAGGCCUACUGUACAUUAUUUACAAUACAUAAAUGUAUAAUGUACACUGUUAGUAAUUGUUAAUGUAAAUGUUCUCCAAAAGGCUAACAGCACCUGGUAUUCCCAAGCAGUCUCCCAUCCAUGCACUAACCAGGCCUCACCCUGCUGAGCUUCCAAGUUUGAGCAUUUUCAGUUAGUAGGGCCAUAAGCCAAUGUGAAAUUAUGUUUUUCAUGACAAAACUCACCAUCUCAAGCUAUGAGUUUGUAUAUGACAAUUUACUGUACAGCGCUUUUAAGGGUUUCAGAUUUAGGACGCAUUGCAACCAAACCAACUUCGUACAGACAAUCAAAAGUCCAUAACCAGGCACUAUUCACGCCCACAGCCAACGUAAACAGUUUUGUAUGACUUCUGUAGAAGCAGCUAAAACAAUAGAUUUUAUUAGUUAUACAUACACUGGCUUUUAAUAUAUAUAUAUAUUUUUUAAACCCAAAAUUAGCUUAAAUUAACAAUUGUACUGCCUCAAAUGUUCAAAUUUGGAGGUUCCACAGCAUCAAACUGGGGAUAUAUGGUAAACACCAGCAGCAAGACUCAACGUAUUAUUUUUAACAACACACGAGAGAGAACAUGAUUUGACUGCUCAGAGCAACAGUUUCACAACAUCGAUAAUAUUGUCAACAUGCAUUCAGCUGCACAAAAGAA
Messenger RNA from Phycodurus eques (leafy seadragon), 3929 nucleotides. RefSeq names its product F-box only protein 30-like. Gene Ontology annotation, molecular function: zinc ion binding; ubiquitin protein ligase activity; protein binding. NCBI's taxonomy places the organism in Eukaryota, Metazoa, Chordata, Actinopteri, Syngnathiformes, Syngnathidae. The transcript is spliced from 3 exons. The record is from RefSeq and is a predicted model, not a curated record. The coding region runs from base 24 to 2372 and encodes 782 amino acids.